AUGGUCAGGCGUUCCCUAGCAGCAGAGUUACAGCUUCCUUCUCUGAAACUGGCCGGAUACGCUCACCUGGCCUAUGGAAUGCUAGAUAACGCCGCUUACAGUGCUGACCACACUUACAUCAUUGUGUUGGUCUUUAAGUAUUUCCUGUGGCAGUUCCGGUGCAAGCAGACCAUUGGGCACCCUCACACCUCUGUAAAAACCAUGGAGUUGCACCGUUAUUUAAAGAAACAUCAAUACAGCACCCAAACUGGACCAACCUUCCUGUUUGAUGAACAUGGGGAGUACAUCUCUGGGUUACAGAUCUAUAACUACAUUAUAUCAUCUAAGCACAGUGAGAGCUGUAUCCAAUGCCCAGAUAUGGAAUGGCCUAAUGAGAAGAAGAUUCAAUGUAUUGCCAAGACUGAAGAAUUUCUUUCAUACAGUGAUGAUGUAAUAUCUAUCAUUUUUUCAUUCAUCUCAGUUCUUUUUCUACUUAUUACUGGGCAAAUAUUGGGAGUUUUUACUAAACACCGCAACACCCCCAUUGUGAGAGCCAACAACAGGGGCCUGAGCUUCGUCCUCCUUGUCUCCAUCAAGCUGAGCUUCCUCAGUGUGCUUCUGUUCCUCGGUCGCCCUGUGGAUAUAACCUGCAUGCUGCGCAUCAUCACUUUUGGAAUCACCUUCUCCAUAGCUGUCUCUUCUCUCCUGGCCAAGACUAUCAUGGUUUGUGUUGCUUUCAAAGCCACCAAGCCAGGGAGCUCAUGGAGAAAAUGGCUGGGAGUCAAACUGUCCAAUUCUGUAGUCUUGUUCUGCUCAUCCAUUCAAAUAAUCAUCUGCAUGACUUGGUUGGCCAUUUCUCCUCCCUUUCAGGAACUGGACAUUCACACUUCCCCUGGAACCAUCAUCAUUCAGUGCAAUGAGGGCUCAGCUAUUGGCUUUUACUCAGUAAUUGGGUAUAUGGGGCUUCUGGCAGCUGUUAGUUUUGUUUUAGCAUUUUUAGCUCGGAGCUUACCGGACAGUUUUAAUGAGGCCAAGUACAUC
This is a messenger RNA of Xenopus tropicalis (tropical clawed frog), 1020 nucleotides long. Its product is annotated as vomeronasal type-2 receptor 26. The transcript has 3 exons. Gene Ontology annotation, cellular component: membrane. NCBI's taxonomy places the organism in Eukaryota, Metazoa, Chordata, Amphibia, Anura, Pipidae. Gene Ontology annotation, molecular function: G protein-coupled receptor activity. The record is from RefSeq and is a predicted model, not a curated record. Gene Ontology annotation, biological process: G protein-coupled receptor signaling pathway. The annotation marks the transcript as partial.